AUGAAUCGUAUUGUGAAAGAUCCUACAUUUACACUCGAUUUUUUGGACAAAAUAAGUCAUAAUGGUGGUGGUCUUCGCUGGGAAUGUAUUCAAAAUGAAGAAGCAAAACGUAUUAUUGUACAAGAAUAUCAUGAAUAUCUCUAUGGUCAAGAGUUAGUCGUGUUAAAUCAUAAAACAUGUGAAUAUUUGAUCGAACGUCUUACUGUAGAUCGAUUAUUAUCAUCGUCAUCCGAAACAGUUAAUCUUUUUGAUUAUUUCGGUGAGAUUAUCUUUGAUACGGCAGUUACAGUUCUCUACGGUGAAACAUUUGCUCGAUCUCAACCGGACAUCUAUUCUUCAUGUCGAACUUUUGAAGCGGUCAUUGGCACAAUGAUGCUCGAUAUACCGUUCAAAUCAUUUUUUCUUCGUUCAACUAUUCGUCAACGUAAUCAAUUUAUUGAACGAUUUCUGGAUUUGAAACCCAAUGAUGAUAUGAGUAAAUUUAUACUCGCUCGAAUCGAAUCAAUGGCAAAUCUCGAUGACGGACGAGUCUUCAACGAAUGGGAUAGAGCAGGACAACAUGCGCUACUUCUCUGGGCUGCUAUCAUUAAUACAGGAUCAUUGGCUUGUUGGGCUCUUGUCGAUCUACUUUUGCAUCAUGAUGCUCUCGAAGCAGUGAAUCAUGAAUUAAAUACUACAGUCAAAAAUCUCACAUCACUAUACAAUAAAGAAACUCUUGAUGAGUUACGUAUAUUGGAUAGUUGUAUUCAUGAGACAAUGCGACGUGUAUCACCAUCGGUGACACAACGACAGGCUGGUCAAAAUGUUAUUGUGACAUGUACGGAUGGCACACAGAUCGGUAUAAGAAAAAAUGAUAUUGUUGUCUAUCCCGCUAUUCUGAAACAUUUUGAUUCGGAGAUCUAUGAUCAUCCUUACGAGUAUCAUUAUGAUCGUUUUAUCAAACAACAAUCGAAAGUAUUGCCAUUAAUUUUGUUCGGCAUGGGAUCACGAAUGUGUCCUGGUCGAUAUUGGGCUAUCAACGAAAUUAAAUUAUUCCUUGCUAUUGUCCUGAUCAAACUAGAUAUUCAAUUACUAAUGGAUGAUGACUAUAAACAAAAGAUGCGCACACGGCUCGAUUUUCAAUUGAGCAAUUUUUUUGCCAAUUUAGGUCCUCAUGAAAAAGAUAAACAUCAAUUUCGUAUACGAUAUUCGAUGAAAAAAUAA
This is a messenger RNA of Rotaria sp. Silwood1, 1203 nucleotides long. The record is from the annotation of a GenBank genome assembly. NCBI's taxonomy places the organism in Eukaryota, Metazoa, Rotifera, Eurotatoria, Philodinida, Philodinidae.